AUGACAUCAAUACAAAAUUUAGUAUUAAAUCCAGUUGAUGAAUCUGCACGUGGUCCGACACCGUUUUCACAUUGGGUUAUUCCCAAACUUUUAUUGGCAAGUGCAUAUCCCGGUGAAAAGAAUCCAAGCUCUCAUAAACUCCUAACACGUGAAAUUUUUGAUGCUGGUGUUCAAGUUAUAGUUAAUAUUAUGGAAAUUGAAGAGUUAAAAGCAUUUACACCUUAUCAAGAUAUUAUGCUUCAAUAUGCUAAAGAAGAAAAUCGUGAAAUUGAAUUUGUUUCAUUUCCAAUUCGAGACCAAUCUGUACAUCAAGAUAAUCAAUGUGUGCUCGAUUUUUGUCUUGAACUUUGCGAUAGAGUUAAACGAGGACAAGUUGUUCUUGUUCAUUGUUGGGGUGGUCAUGGUCGAACAGGAACAAUUAUUUCAAUUAUGAUUGGAAUUCUAUUUAACUUGAAUAGUAAAGAAGCUAUAUCCAUGAAUCGUCGUUUGCAUGAUCAACGCAUUCGUACGAAUGGAAUUCCAAGUCCUGAGGCUCAAUCUCAAUUCGAUCAAAUUCGUAUUAUUCUCGAUGAAAUGUAUCUUAAGAAUAAUGGAAAAAUUGAGCAUGAAACUAAAAUGUGA
This is a messenger RNA of Rotaria socialis, 621 nucleotides long. The record is from the annotation of a GenBank genome assembly. Lineage: Eukaryota; Metazoa; Rotifera; Eurotatoria; Philodinida; Philodinidae.